Molecule: messenger RNA, 1533 nt
Organism: Solanum tuberosum (potato)
Lineage: Eukaryota; Viridiplantae; Streptophyta; Magnoliopsida; Solanales; Solanaceae
Product: probable WRKY transcription factor 19
Exons: 3
Coding region: 446-1393 (315 amino acids)
Biological process (GO): defense response
Source: RefSeq, a predicted model, not a curated record
AUUUGCUACGUAGACAUGACCUGUUAUAUUCUGUUCCUGAAUUGGCUAAAGAUGAGGCUAUUGAAGUUUUUAGUUGGCACGCUUUUCAGAAAUCGACUCCUGAUAAAGAGUUUUUGAAACUCUCCAAAUCUGUAGUAGAUUAUUCUAAAGGCUUACCUUUAGCUCUUAAGGUCCUGGGUUCUUUUCUCUACAAGCAAGGCAUUACUGAGUGGAGAAGUGCAUUGGAUAGACUCAAAGAUACUGGAUAUGAAAAAAUUGCUAAGCAGCUCAGUUUAAGUCUAGACGGAUUGAGCCAUGAAGAGAAGAAUAUAUUCCUUGAUAUGGCAUGUUUUUUUAGAGGAAGAAAGAGAGAUGAUGUGAUUACUAUACUAAACAGUUUUGGUUUCCGAUCAGAGAUUGGAACAGAUAUCCUCAUCCAAAAUCACUCUUAUAUAUUUCUGAAGGAAUGGUUGAGAUGCAUGAUUUGAUUGAACAAAUGGGUCAGCAAGUGGCACGCAGUGUUGAUCAGGACAAGCCAUGGAAUCACAGUAGACUAUGGCAUGAACAAGAUAUAAAAACUGUUUUUUCUGCAAAUCAGAGGACAGAUUCAAUUAAAGGCAUAAUGGUACCAAUUGGCUCAGACCGUCAUAUGUGCAAGUGGAGCAAAGCUUUCAGAAACAUGCCUUGUCUUAGGUUACUCAUUGUCAAAGGGGAGGAGGCCCGACAUCAUGACCCUAUUUGUGACUCUAUUGAGUAUCUCCCCAGUAACUUGAAAUGGCUUGAUUGGUCAUACUACAGCUUUGUAUCUUUACCAGCAGAUUUUGAACCAGGAAACCUAGUUGGGCUCAUUAUGACUUCUAGUUCUCUUGUUGAAAUCUUCAAGGAACCAAAGGCAUUUGACAAGUUGACAAUCCUCAAUUUAAGUUUUUCAGGAAGUUUACUCCGAACACCCAAUUUUUGUGAGACUCCAAACCUCCAGAAGAUAAUACUGAAAAGUUGUGUAAGUUUGGUUAAAAAUCAUCCAUCCAUUGGAAAUCUCAAAAAGCUCAUCUUCUUGAAUCUGGAAAACUGCAAAAGUCUAAAGUCUUUACCAAGUAGUAUUCAAAUGGAAUCUCUUGAAAGUUUCAACCUCUCAGGUUAUCAGAAAUUAGAAAAAUUUCCAAAAAUUCGGGGGAAUAUGGAAUUGCUAUCAGAGCUCCUUCUGGCACAUACUGCAAUUUGGGAAUUGCCCUCAUCAAUAGGACAGUUCAGUGGUAUCAGCUUGCUUGAUUUGCAAUCAUGUGAAUACCUUGUAAGUCUCCCAGCCAGUGUCUCUGAGAUGAGAAAACUGAAAAUUUUGAUUCUGAAAGGCUGCUCAAGACUUGCAAUUUUACCUGAAAAUCUAGGUGAUCUAAACGAGUUGGAGGAGCUCUAGGCUGGCAACACUGCCAUUUGGCAACUGCCAGAUUCUAUUGGAAACUUAAGCAAACUCAAGAUCCUAUCAUUAAGAAAAGGGCGGAAGGUAAAGCAUCAAUCUGCUCGCAGUUUGAUAUUACCCUGGGUGUUUCAUGCUUU